UCGCUGAGCCACCCACCAUCAGCAAUCAGCUAGAUACCUUGAAGACCGAAGUCCAGCAACUGUAGCUGCCUAACAAGAAUGGCAACAGCACACAGCAUUACAAAAUGCAAACUUUUCAAAUUGAGAAGUUCGAUGAYUACACGCAUCAGGACCCGGUCCUCUGGUGGGAAGGUUUCACGAUGCAACUUCGGAUUCUGCAAGUCGCCAAGCACGCGUACGUCGGCGCCCUAUUUCUUAACUCAAAGGGCGGAUGCCAGAUCUGGUUAAGCCACCUGACAUCCACCCACGACGUCGACGUCGCAGAUCUGAAAGACAAAAUCUCAUGGGAAGAGUUAACACGGCUAUGGAAGAAGCGGUUCAUCGUGGACGACGCACCUGCACUCGCCAUCAACCGUCUCUUCGCCAUGACGCAAGGCAACACAGCAACACGUGACUGGCUCACGGAAUGGCAGAAGAUCGCGGCAACACCCAAUCUGGACUUACCAUUUUCGCAUUUGCGCCGCGAGUUCUAUAACAGGUCAUGUGCUGCAUUGAGCCUCGCACUGGGUGAUCGCGAGCAGUAUGCAACCUUCGCUGAGAUCAUUGACAAGGCGAGGGAGAUCAUCAAGACCAAUAGGGCGGCUGCACACGAUAGGUCAGCGUGGCAGCCAACCUAUGUGGAGAAGGUAAAGACUGGUCCGCGACAGCAGCAGUUCGCUGCAGUCCAAUCGGACAACAGUGUGGAAGUCCCGGCAGCCACCCAAGCGUCAAGUGAGGGAGAUCAGGUGGCUGUUGUCCAGCCGGCGAAGCAACAACAAGCCCCGAGUGAGGCGACUCCACCUCCCACUCCGCCAGAUUCGGCCGCCUUGCUAGCGGCCUCCUACACAUCUGGGGAGGAUGCGAAUGUCGUAAGUUCUCGGUAUGCUUACAAGGACUAUGCUGUCCACUUGGUCCCACCGCUGGACCAACCGCUCCACGUGCAACAAUCUACCGCAUGCACGGUUUCAUCACCAUCGGCAACCGAUUCGGCAGCUUCGCCGCCAUCUACCGCCAGGGAUUCAACGUCAUGGUCAAGACUUGAAGAGCUCGACCUGUUGACAUUUGCGGACUUCCAAUGGAUGCCCCUUCCCCAAUCUGGUCGAUUGCCAAAACCGCAUUGCAACGUGCUCGAGGCACAAUUGCGGGAUUACUUGCACACUGCAGUACCAACUCCGUUAAUGGAUGCCGAAGUAGAGGUUGUCGACCUUCACACCUACAUUGCGAAGAUCGACCGCGAGUUCAAAACGCAACGGUACGACGACAUCGACGCACCAUUGCUACAGAUCGGAGAGGCGACCUGCAGCGCUUUGAUCGAUUGCGGAGCAUCUCGCAACUACAUGAGUCAGGACUUCAUGGUACGCGCCGGCCUUGGCCCACGAGUCCGAAGGAAGUCCCAACCCACGCAAGUCACGUUGGCGGACGAUCACACGCACAAGUCAAUCGACCGGUGCAUUGAUGACGUCCCAGUGUACUUUGCCCCUCACGCAAGUGAGGCGGUGUCCUUUGACAUUCUGGACACCAAAUUCGACAUGAUCUUGGGCAUGUCAUGGCUGCGAAGCGAGGAYCACCCGGUGRACUUCUACCGYCGCACCRUUCACRUUCGUGAUCGGAACGGAGUACUAGUCCCAUGCACGGUAGCUCCUCCUCACCCUUCAGUCAACUGUCACGUGGUAUCCGCUGCAAGCAUGCGAGCUUCCAUCAUUAGAGACGACAUCGAGGAGAUGGGGGUGUGUUUUCUCCACGCCCUCCCGCCCCAUGACGCUUCACCGAUGGACUCAUCUUCGGAUCCACUCAUCACCGAGCUUCUCGACGCCUAUGGUGACGUGUUUGAAGGCCCGCACGGAGUAGUACCGGAUCGGCCCAUCCGCCACGAGAUCAUCCUCGAGGACGGGGCCGUACCUCCGGGCGGUUGCAUCUACCGAAUGAGCGAGGAAGAGUUAAGUGUGCUACGGGCACAACUCGAUGACCUUCUAGAGAAAGGCUGGAUACUGCCUAGCUCAUCGCCAUACGGCGCUCGUGUUCUCUUCGCCCGGAAGAAGAGCAAGGAUUUGCGGUUGUGCAUCGAUUAUCGCAAGCUCAACGCGCAGACGAUCAGAAACACUGGCCCUCUCCCACGCAUCGAUGACCUUCUCGAACGACUGGGCGGCGCCAAGUUCUUCUCCAAGCUUGACCUCAAGUCGGGAUAUCACCAACUCGAGAUUCGCAAGGAGGACCGCUACAAGACCGCGUUUAAAACGCGAUAUGGGCAUUUCGAAUGGCUGGUUAUGCCAUUUGGCCUUACGAAUGCCCCGACCACUUUCCAAGCGGCUAUGACAACGGAGUUCCGACACAUGCUGGAUCGAUACGUACUUAUCUACCUCGACGACAUCCUGGUGUACAGCCGGAGUUUGAACGAGCAUGUGGAACACCUGCGCACCAUUUUGGAGCGGCUACGACAAGCCAAGUACAAAGCCAACCGCGACAAGUGCGAAUUCGCGCAGCAGGAGCUGGAGUACUUAGGACAUUAUGUGACGCCGCAAGGCAUCCUUCCGCUUGCGGACAAGAUCGAGGCCCUACGAGUGUGGCCCGAGCCCACCAACACCACGGACGUUCGUUCAUUCAUGGGAUUGGCGGGCUACUAUCAGCGAUUCAUCACUGGAUACUCAAGGAUUAUUGCACCUAUGACGAGAUUACAAUCGCCAAAGGUGCCAUUCAUAUUCGAUGACAACGCACGCCGGUCAUUCCAAGCACUCAAGACGGCCAUGCUCAUGGCACCCGUCCUUAGCAUCUAUGACCCCACCCUGCCGACGAGAGUGACUACGGACGCUUCCGGCUAUGGCAUUGGGGCAGUCUUGGAACAGCACGACGGCGACGACUGGCACCCUGUGGAGUAUUUCAGCCACAAAGUGCCUCCCAUCAACUCGCUUGAUAAUGCAAGGAAGAAGGAGCUGCUCGCGUUCGUGAUGGCUCUCAAGCGAUGGCGGCACUUCCUCCUUGGGCGUCGUAGGUUCACAUGGGUUACGGACAACAACCCACUAACUUACUACAAGACGCAGGAUACGGUGAGCAGCACGAUACGAUGGAUGUACUUCAUCGACCAAUUUGACUUCACACCAAACAUCUUCCCGACCUCUCCAAUCGCGCAGCAGAUGCACUCUCGCGAAGACCUGAUCUUUGCGCUAUGACACAUCAUGCCUUCGCAUUCGACGAGGAGCUCCAGCGACACUUCAUCAGGGGCUAUGAGUCCGAUCCAGACUUCGCCACGC
Molecule: messenger RNA, 3263 nt
Organism: Chara braunii
Lineage: Eukaryota; Viridiplantae; Streptophyta; Charophyceae; Charales; Characeae
Source: the annotation of a GenBank genome assembly